AUGCUGUCAGGUAAUACUGACAUACUGUCCGAUGCUGCCUUCUUUGAGGAGGCAGCAGACUUCUUCGAUAACUGCUUCCCACCCUCCAGUUCCCUGUUCAGCAGUAUCGAAGAAAGCGAAUCAAGUGCAGCCGCUGACAUGCUAACGAUUCUAGACCCCUGCGAUGAAGUAUCCAAUAGUUCAUCCCCCACAAAUCCUCCACCUAGCAACACCACUGCCGACGAGCGCGAUCUCGCCGUCAUUGCGUUGAACAUGCACCGUGAAAAAGAAAAACUUCGCCGACGGAAGCAACGCCAACGCAUUAAAGAUGAACUCGACAAACUGCGACGAGCGCAUGGUGAAUUGGACGAUCAGCUGAAGAUGCUGAAGCUUGCGAAAGAAGCGAAGCGUAAUCCUAGUCAACACUGGUCGAUUUGGAAAGAAUUAGCCCUUGUGCAGCGAAAGGAACGACACAGAUCAGAGACCGAGAAGAGAAGACUCACCACGACCGCAAAAACUCAAGAGAUAUACAUUGACAAUCUUCAUGGACUGCUUCAAUUACAGCAAAACAGUGCUACACUGGAGAGUGCCUGGACCUCUGUGAUCAAAGACUCAACAGACCAUCGACUCGAAUCGGCCGAUAUAUCUAUGUUUGCAUCGCUACUGCAAAAGAUUGAGUCGUGCCGUGUCAAAAUGGACGACAUUCUGAAUGGAUGUGGUCUGUUGGUGAUGCCUACGGGAGUCGAAAACUCAAUGCAUUGGUGUGAUGAGAGUGGUGAAUUGAAGUACCAUCAGAAUUUGCACAAGUUUACUCUUCCUUUCGAUCUGGAGACAAGUCAAUGGAGCUGUUGGGAACCUUUCAAGUACAGGCAGCGCCAGUGCGACCGCGAAGAUUACGAUGGAAUUGAAGAUUCUGAAAACACGGUAGCCCUGAAAUUCCGUGUGAUUCGAACGAUGGCAUCCGGCAGCACUGUUUCCGUCGUGCAGUGGCUUGUUGCUCGUCGGUUCAUUGAUCACAAUCGAGUUUCGUAUAUUUGGAAAGCGUACACGGAAGGCGAAAGGGAUUUUUCGUGGGAUGCAUUCGAACCAAACAGGAUGGGGUUCUCUUCGGCCGCUGCCAGACGGGUCUGGAACGUUAGGUGA
Molecule: messenger RNA, 1122 nt
Organism: Phytophthora nicotianae INRA-310
Lineage: Eukaryota; Oomycota; Peronosporomycetes; Peronosporales; Peronosporaceae
Exons: 1
Coding region: 1-1122 (373 amino acids)
Source: RefSeq, a predicted model, not a curated record